This is a messenger RNA of Penicillium salamii, 1938 nucleotides long. Lineage: Eukaryota; Fungi; Ascomycota; Eurotiomycetes; Eurotiales; Aspergillaceae. The record is from the annotation of a GenBank genome assembly.
AUGGCUCGCAAAAUCCUCUGCGUGGCUGAAAAGCCUGCCAUUGCUCGUGCUGUGGCCACUCAUUUGUCCGGAGGUUCUUUCCAAACACAUUCCAUUCGUGGGAACCAAUAUGUGAAGAACUACGAAUUCAACUUCAAUUUCGGGGGAGCUUGGGGUGACUGCGCCGUCACGGUGACCAGUGUGGUGGGCCAUCUCACCGGUCUGGACUUUGAUCGCCAGUACAAAGGCUGGCAAUCAUGUCCUCCUGGGUCACUCUUUGAAGCCCCUGUUCAGGAAGCCGUUGACAAGGUUAGGAAAUGUCUAUGGUUGUUUCGUUCCAGUGCUGAUGUUUGUAACAAGGACAAACUCCCAAUUGCUGAAAACAUUCGAAACCAAGCCAAGUAUGCCAAAGCACUUUUCAUCUGGACAGAUUGUGAUCGCGAAGGUGAGCAUAUCGGCUCUGAGGUCCGUAAUCAGGCGAAAGCAGGAAAUGGUCGGAUUGAGGUCAAGCGGGCCAGGUUCAGUAACACGGAACGCGCUCAUGUCCGCCAGGCUGCUCUAGCACCAAUUGACCUUGACGAGUAUCAGGCCAAUGCUGUGGCUGCCCGAAUCGAAUUGGAUCUUCGGAUUGGUGCUGCAUUCACUCGCUUGCAGACCCUGCAGCUGCAGACGGUCGUGGCUGCUUUAAAGGAAAAGGUUAUAAGCUACGGAUCAUGUCAGUUUCCUACGUUGGGAUUCGUUGUUGACCGAUACUUGAGAGUCAAAAAUUUCAAACCCGAAAACUUCUGGGGACUCAAGGUCAUUAUAAAUCGGGAGGGCAAGAAAGUCAACUUCCUUUGGAAACGGGUGCAUCUCUUUGAUAGAGCUGUCGUGACAAUGAUGCUGGAGCGCUGCCUUGUUGCAAAACAAGCAAAAGUCACAAAAGUUGACCAGAAGCCCAAAAGCAAAUGGCGGCCUUUGCCUUUGACCACUGUUGAUCUGCAGAUGAUGGGCAGUAGAUUCCUUCGCAUCGACAGUCAAACGAUUAUGAAGGUGGCAGAGACACUCUACACGAAGGGGUAUAUUAGUUAUCCCCGAACAGAAACAGAUCAGUUCGACAAAGCAAUUGAUCUGAAAAAACUAGUGGAGAAGCAAUAUCCCGAUAGCUCGUGGGGCCAAUACGCUCGAGAACUUAUCGAUGGCAAAUUUAAAACUCCUCGCUGGGGCCGUAACAACGACAAAGCCCAUCCCCCUAUCCACCCAGUAAGCUGGGUUUCUCCAAGUUCGCUCAAUGUGAACGAGAAAAAAGUCUACGAAUUUGUGGUCCGUCGGUUCCUCGCCUGUUGCUCUGAUGACGCAAAGGGUCAGAGUUCGGAGGUUGAGAUCAAGUACGGCGAUGAAUACUUCCAUGCAAACGGCCUCAUUGUAUUGGAGCGAAAUUACUUGGAUGUAUACGUCUACGACAAGUGGGAAAGCAGCCAGCAGCUACCGAAUUUUGAAAGGGAUGAACUAUUUGAGCCCACAGAGGCCAAUCUUUUCGAGGGCAAGACAACCGCUCCAAACUAUCUCACUGAGCCCGAACUUAUUGGCCUGAUGGAUGCCAAUGGGAUUGGUACUGAUGCCACCAUGGCGGAGCAUAUUGCCAAGAUCAAAGAACGAGAGUACGUUGCCGUGAAUACACGGGGCAGUGGACGCUCUUCAGUUUCCGAACUUAUCCCGACGCGCUUAGGGGUUGCCCUUGUCGAGGGCUAUGACAAUGUUGUUGCAGGUCUUCCAAAUAGUGUGUCUCUCAGCAAACCAUUCCUCCGAAAAGAAAUGGAAUUGCGAAUGCUCGAGAUCUGUUCGGGCACUAAAACCCGUCAGGAGGUCGUACAGCAAAGCCUUGACAUGUAUCGAGAAGUGUUCAUUCAUACACAGAGACGUAUCAACAUGCUCAAAACUGCCUGUCGCAAAUAUCUUGUUGAAGCACCUGAGUCGUGA